Molecule: messenger RNA, 2080 nt
Organism: Manihot esculenta (cassava)
Lineage: Eukaryota; Viridiplantae; Streptophyta; Magnoliopsida; Malpighiales; Euphorbiaceae
Product: chromatin remodeling protein EBS
Exons: 5
Coding region: 266-916 (216 amino acids)
Molecular function (GO): chromatin binding
Source: RefSeq, a predicted model, not a curated record
UUACUUUCCUCACAUCGCAGCAAAACCGACGUCACGCUAUUCCUCCAUUUCUCUCUCGCGCGGAGCUAAGUUUAAGCUCUUCUGCUCAGAAUUCAGAUCCUAGGGUUUCGUUUCCUUUCCCUCUUCUUUCUCAGAAGUUAAGCCCCACCAAAACCUUCUCAAUCCUCUACAUUUUGCCUCUUCGCUUUCCACAUUUCACCUCCAUUAUCAAUUUCUAUCUUCCAGGAAAAGCUAACUCCUCUGGACCUGCCACAUCAAUCGAUUCAUGGCCAAAACCAAACCAGGCAAAAAAGACCUCGAUUCCUACACUAUCAAAGGCACCAACAAAGUUGUUCGACCUGGUGAUUGUGUGUUGAUGCGCCCAUCGGACUCCGAUAAGCCUCCCUACGUCGCACGAGUUGAGAAAAUUGAGGCCGAUCAUCGCAAUAAUGUCAAAGUCCGUGUCCGGUGGUACUAUCGGCCGGAGGAGUCCAUUGGUGGCCGCCGUCAAUUCCAUGGGGCAAAAGAGCUCUUUUUAUCGGACCACUACGAUGUGCAAAGUGCACACACAAUUGAAGGCAAGUGCAUCGUGCACUCAUUCAAGAACUACACUAAGCUUGAAAAUGUUGGAGCUGAGGACUACUUCUGUAGAUUUGAAUACAAGGCUGCCACUGGUGGGUUCACCCCUGAUCGGGUAGCUGUGUACUGUAAAUGUGAGAUGCCAUACAAUCCAGAUGAUCUAAUGGUGCAGUGCGAGGGUUGCAAAGAUUGGUUUCAUCCUUCUUGUAUGGGUAUGACAAUUGAAGAAGCCAAAAAAUUGGAUCACUUUCUGUGUUUUGACUGUUCCUCUGAUGAUAAUGCCAAAAGAACUUUGAACGCGUUCCCAGUAUCACCAUCUGUUGAGGGCAAGGUGGAGACAAAGCGAAGGAAGAGAUGACAGAUAAUCAUGAUGGGUAAUUGGGAGGUACUUUUUCUUGCACAUUAGCUCCAGUAUGUUAUUGUUGCCUGUUGUUCAAUUUUACAGUGCUGAUAAGAUGUUGUGCUUGCACAAGCUAGAGGCCCUUCUUAUUUAUAUUUUUCUAUUGUUUGUUCGUGUGAAUGGUCUUAGGAGAUGAUCUGUAGUGCCUAAUGAUGUCCUCAUGAGUACUGUGCCAAAAAUUGAAGUAUCUUUUUUCUUUUCUGCGCCAAUGAUGAUGAAUCAAACUAAAUGUCUCGUGAACCUUGGGUUUGUUAUGGUAUAUGCUAUAUAUGUGAUAAACUCAUCCUGUUCUUCCUUUCUUCUUCCCUUAAUCACAAGGGAUGAGGAAAUAGGGGUUGGGUUUUAGCAAGAGAUGUAACAGUCGACUUAAUCCAGGCACUGUUUUGGACUCAAAUCUUCACGUGGGGUGAUUUGUUGAUGUAGAUGAAGGCAAAUAUCACUCAGUCUCAACGUCCAAGAGUGGUUAUGGUUUUCUUGUUCCUUUUUUUUUUUGUUUUUUUGUAUAGAUGGCUCUGGACAAAUUUUCGAGCCUGUGUCCCAAUUCUCUAGUUGCCAAGUCUUCUGAAAUUUUGAAUCACCUGUUGAAGGUAGCUGAUUGAAUGUGGGAUUUCCUCUAUUGAGCAGAGCUGCUGAUAGCCUUGCCGAGGGCAUCAACUGUUCCGUCUGAAUUUCUAUGCAUAUAUAUGAAUAACCAUAUUUGUGGGAGCAGGGGAGCAAUGCCACCAUCUAUUGGUGAGCAUCUUGAUCUAAUUAUGCAUAUUUUUGUUAUCGACAGCCUUUAGUUGAGAAAGGGAGAGGGAAAAGUGGACAUUGAAGGUCUGUGUGCAUAAUGCAUGAAUGGGUUUCUUGAAGGAUUUGGAAUCCCACACACAUGUUCUUAGAUGAUAUUUUAAUCACAUAUAUCAGAGUUGAGUGCUGGGAAAGUAAAUGCAAUUUAUUGUAUUAUACUGGAUCUUACUGGUUUCUGAGGGAAAAGGUACUAGUCAAAAUUGCAUGGUUAAGAAGAAAAAACAGAAAGAAAGCAGGGAGGAGCACUGUUUGAAUGCGGAUCGUUAAGCAAAUGUUGGUUGUUGACCAACAUCCAUGUAUUAUGAAGGAUUUUAGUAAAAAAAAUUACAUUUU